Molecule: messenger RNA, 2595 nt
Organism: Notechis scutatus (mainland tiger snake)
Lineage: Eukaryota; Metazoa; Chordata; Lepidosauria; Squamata; Elapidae
Gene: ACTR3B
Product: actin related protein 3B
Source: RefSeq, a predicted model, not a curated record
UGCCCGGCCGCUCGUAGCUGCGGCGGCGGCGGCGGGGGGGAUCCCCGGGAAUCGGACUCGGGACGGCCUUUCCGUCCUUGCCAGAUUCCCCAGCGACGAGCAUGGCGAGCCGCUUGCCGCCCUGCGUCGUAGACACCGGCACCGGGUACACAAAGCUGGGUUACGCUGGAAAUACCGAACCACAAUUUAUUAUCCCAUCAUGCAUUGCAAUAAGAGAAUCGGCCAAAGUGGGUGACCAGGCACAGAGAAGACUGGCCCAAGGCGUGGAUGACCUAGAUUUUUUCAUUGGAGAUGAAGCUCUUGUUAAACCCACCUAUGCUACAAAGUGGCCUAUCCGGCAUGGCAUGGUGGAAGAUUGGGAUCUGAUGGAAAGGUUCAUGGAACACAUUAUUUUUAAGUACCUUCGAGCUGAACCAGAAGAUCACUAUUUUUUAAUGACUGAACCACCACUGAACACACCUGAAAACCGAGAAUAUCUUGCAGAGAUCAUGUUUGAAUCAUUUAACAUACCUGGACUUUAUAUUGCCGUGCAGGCCGUGCUCGCCUUAGCUGCAUCCUGGACUUCACGACAAGUUGGGAACCGUACCUUAACUGGCACAGUGGUUGACAGUGGUGAUGGGGUGACUCAUGUCAUUCCAGUGGCAGAAGGUUACGUGAUUGGUAGCUGCAUCAAGCACAUCCCCAUUGCAGGAAGAGACAUCACAUAUUUUAUUCAACAACUCCUAAGGGAAAGGGAGAUAGGAAUUCCUCCGGAGCAAUCCCUGGAAACAGCAAAAGCUAUAAAGGAAAAGUACUGUUAUAUUUGUCCUGACAUAGUAAAAGAAUUUGCAAAGUAUGAUGUUGAUCCCCACAAAUGGAUUAAGCAAUACACAGGAAUCAAUACCAUCAACAGAAACACAUUUACGAUAGAUGUUGGUUAUGAACGAUUCCUUGGGCCAGAGGUCUUCUUUCAUCCAGAGUUUGCCAAUCCAGAUUUUGUGGACUCUAUUUCGAAUGUUGUGGAUGAAGUUAUACAGAACUGUCCCAUUGAUGUUCGGCGUCCUUUGUAUAAGAAUGUGGUGCUUUCAGGAGGAUCUACGAUGUUCAGAGAUUUUGGUCGUCGCUUACAGAGAGAUUUGAAAAGAGAAGUAGAUGCUCGACUAAAAAUCAGCGAAGAACUCAGUGGGGGUCGAUUAAAGCCCAAACCUGUGGAAGUUCAAGUCAUCAGUCAUCACAUGCAGCGUUAUGCCGUCUGGUUUGGCGGGUCUAUGCUUGCGUCAACGCCAGAGUUCUUUGAAGUGUGUCACACCAAGAAAGCCUACGAGGAAUACGGUCCUGGCAUUUGCCGUCACAAUCCUGUUUUUGGAAUUAUGUCAUAAGGUUCAUGGUGCAGCAUCAUCUGCCGUGGGGUCUGAUGGUGAACCUUCUGCUGACGAGGAGGAGAGAGACUUGGUGCAAAAUGCAAAACUCAGUGUGGUAUGGAUGCUCGCUUGCCUAGAGUGUGCAUUAGAAUCAGGGAGUUCAAAGCAAUUGGACCGGCUAUAACUCAGUGGUGAGAAAUGACUUGACUGUUAAAUUAACUCUUUUCUGCAAGUUAGCUUCUAGUACACAACAUUCGCUUUGCUAAAAAGAGUGAAAAGCAUGAACUGUUCAGAUCACUUUUUCUCAACCUUAGUAAUUUUAAGAUGCGUGGACUACAACUUCCCAUGCUGGCUGGAGAGUUCUGGGAGUUGUAGUCCAGGCUUCUUAAAAGUUGCCAAGGUUGAGAAACACUAGCCUAGAUCAGGUGUGUCAAACUGGCAGCUUGCGGGCCUGAUGCGUCAUGCACAAGUCACACCUGUUCCAGCUCCACAAAUAGGGAAAAACAUGGCGAAAUGUCACCUGAUGGCAACGUGAUGCCACGAGUUUGACCCCCAUGGCCUAGAUGAACAGAGGUCCAGAUAAGAAGCCAAAAUGUGAUAUUGUUCCUUCGAAAUCCAACAUUGGUUCUAACCUUACAGUGCAGUGUUUCUAAACUUUGGCAACCUUAAGCUAGGUGGACUUCAACUCCCAGAAUUCUGUUGAAAUCCACCCAGCUUAAAAUUGCCACGGUCCAGAAACACUUAUAGUGAAUUUGGCCAUGAGAAAACUCAGCCAUUGUAAAAUUGGGGUCUUGUUUCAUUUAAAAAAAUACCCUACAUUUGCCAUAUAUGAAGGUUUUGAAAGUUUUACUCUCACGAUUAUGUGGUUUGUGGUUGUGGUUGGUUUUUCUGCAUAAAAGUACAGGUAUCAUACGCACAUAAUUUGUGGAAGUGAUCUGAGUGUCCAGGUAAGGCCCUUAAUACCAUGUUUCAAGCCACCCAGUGUUAUUUGAGAUCGAGAUGAGCAGCAUAUAAAUAUAAUAAACAAUGAAAUAAGUCUUCCUUGCCACUAGUACACAACCUAAGGACAUUCUUUGAGGAUGUCAUAUAUGUUUUUAAAAUGGCAAUGUUUAUAUUGGGCUGAACAUGUUCUGCUUCUGGAAUUAAUUUGUAAGAUUUAUUAUUGCUAUUUAUUUGAUUAUGGGGGGGUUAUUGUUUUAAAAAUGAGAAUUGAUUCCUCUUGGUGCAAUAAAACUAUUAAUGUGUUCACAAAGAG